Molecule: messenger RNA, 1269 nt
Organism: Wallemia ichthyophaga EXF-994
Lineage: Eukaryota; Fungi; Basidiomycota; Wallemiomycetes; Wallemiales; Wallemiaceae
Exons: 2
Coding region: 1-1269 (422 amino acids)
Biological process (GO): protein import into mitochondrial matrix
Cellular component (GO): mitochondrial inner membrane
Molecular function (GO): protein-folding chaperone binding
Source: RefSeq, a predicted model, not a curated record
AUGAAUUAUUUUAGAAUUUCACUUGCAGGUGCUUCUAGGAGAGGCUUCUCAAGCACUGCACGCAAUCUCAAUAUCCCAGAGUCUCCGUUUAGCAGAUUCGUCAAUGUCCUCAGAGAAGAGCUACGUAAGAACGCUGAAUUCCAGGAGAAUUAUAAGCAGCUUUCUGGUGAGGCUGGCAAGGUGCAGGACUCGGAAGCUAUGCAGAAGGCUAGAGACGCGUACCAGCGAGCAACUAUCACGAAUUUGAUGAAGAACAACCCAAGGCUCAAGGCUGCAACCGAUAACCUUAGAAUGAACGGUGGAAAGGUUUCUGAGGGCGUUGGUGAGGCUCUCAAAGGUAUCGAAAAUACCGAGGCUUUCAGGGCCCUCCUCAGAGCCACAAAUGCUGCUUCAACUGCUGUCACUUCCGCCACUGCUCCAAUUAGAGACACUGAAGCUUACAAAUCCUUCGCUGAAACUAUCUCAGAUGCUCUCGAUGAUACCAGUAGAGGUGGUUACGAAGACCGUGAAGCUAGAAGAAUACGCAGACAGAGACGUCUAGCUAAGGCAGGCAAAGACGGUAUCGCCAAGAAGAGAGUAAAAAAGAAUGAGGAAGCGGGUGAGUCUGUUGUCCUCCACGAGAACGCAAAUGCCCCUUCAAAGUGGCAGGAGUACAAAGACAACUCCUCAUUUUUCCAGCGUGUAGCAGAUAUGCGUGAACAAUACCACGAAUCAGAAUCACCAACUGUCUUAGCAAUGAGAUCUGUCACUGACAGGAUUGGUGGUUUGUUCGAGGAGAACGAAACCGCACGCGUGACAAGAGCUUUCAAGGCUCUCGACCCUGGCUUCACUCAAGACAGUUUCCUCGUCGAGCUGCGUGAAUACAUCGUCCCAGAAGUUGUUGAUGCCUACCUCAACGCCGACAAGGAUGCUCUUAGAAGAUGGUGCGGAGAGGCGACUUACAAUGUCCUCUGGGCUAGCAUGGAAGUAUACCUCAGCAAAGGUCUUAUAUCUGACAGUAAAGUUGUCGAUAUUCGUGCAGUUGAAAUUACCAAAGGUCAGAUGUUGGAAAAUGAUGUACCCGUCUGGUUGGUUAUCUUCCACACUCAAGAAAUUCUCAUGUUUAGAGACGCAAAAUCGGGCGAAGUCGCCGUUGGUACUGAAGACGGUGUUGAACAAGUUGCAUAUGUCGGUGUAUUCACCCGUGUUGAAGAUGAAUUGGAGGAUGAGUUGACCGGUGGUUGGAAAGUCAUCGAAAUGGCAAGAAGAGGACAGAAAGCUUACAUUUAG